Trifolium pratense (red clover) is the source of this 704-nucleotide messenger RNA. RefSeq names its product transcription factor bHLH162-like. Gene Ontology annotation, cellular component: RNA polymerase II transcription regulator complex. Gene Ontology annotation, biological process: regulation of transcription by RNA polymerase II. The transcript is spliced from 3 exons. Gene Ontology annotation, molecular function: DNA-binding transcription factor activity, RNA polymerase II-specific; protein dimerization activity; RNA polymerase II transcription regulatory region sequence-specific DNA binding. NCBI's taxonomy places the organism in Eukaryota, Viridiplantae, Streptophyta, Magnoliopsida, Fabales, Fabaceae. The record is from RefSeq and is a predicted model, not a curated record. The coding region runs from base 7 to 666 and encodes 219 amino acids.
UCCAAUAUGGAUCAUGGUCAACAAGUAUGUCAACCUUCCUCUUCUUCAACCAAAGUGGAAAGAAAGAUUGUUGAGAAAAUUAGGAGAAAUCAUAUGAAGAAUCUCUUUUCCAAACUCAACUCUCUUCUCCCUAAAUAUAAUCACAAGGAAACGUUGCCAUUACCUGAUCAAGUAGACGAGGCUAUAAACUACAUAAAGAUCCUAGAGACAAAUGUAAAGUUGGUGAAGGAAAAGAAAGAAGGUUUAAUGGAAAACAAGAGAUCACAUAGUGACUGCUCGAGUUCUUCUGAAGCAAAAAGAAACAUAAAAUCGCCCAAAAUUGAGAUUCAUGAAAUGGGUUCCUCUCUACAAAUCAUUAUAACAUGUGGGGUUGAUGAUCAAUUCAUUUUCUGUGAAAUUAUUCGAAUACUGCAUGAAGAGAAUUUGGUGGUCAUCACUGCAAAUUCUUCGGUGGCCGGAGACUCAAUUUUUCAUAUUGUGAACGCUGAGAUUCCGCAAUCUUUGCUUCAAUUUGGAGCAACCAAAGUAAGUGAGAGAUUGAAAAGGUUUGUGAACGGAUCAGGGAGUGGUAUAGAAACAGAGCCUCAAUUGUGGGAUUUUGAAAUUGGAACUCGGAGUUGGGAGCUUCUAGAUUCUAUAGUAACCAAGAGUUUAUCAAAUCCUUGAUCAAGAAGCAGAGAUUUAUAUAUUAAUAUACCAUAUGU